AUGGCCCAAGCCGCCGCGGCCGCAUAUAAGACGGUCCCACCGGAAUUUUGUUUGGACGUGCUACAAACACACUUCAUGAUCGCGCCUGACCCAACAAAACCGCUCGUCUACAAAGUCCAACGACUUAGCCAGGGACGUCGAUUCGCUGUUCGAUCGGUGACGAUCGAACAGGACGGCAAGGCCGAAGUGAGCAUCACGACUAGUUUCAUGAACAAUGCCCCCUGGACGGGACGGAGCAUGACCCAUGCGGUAGGUUUGAGUAUCAGCCAGCGAAUUUCGAAAAUCACACUCGACGACUUUGAAGAAACGCGGGGUCCGCUUGGGCCGUUUAUGAAGUUUGAGAGAUUGCCGCUGGUUCAGCAAGAACCGCCCGAUCCAAGCACAACCAUUGCACCCGUCGUUGCACAAGUCGAUCCACCGAUCAAAUCACCACCGGGUUCUCCAGCGCACAUCCUCGCCAUCAUUCACCUUUCAGACUAUCACGCCAUGGACUGUCCGUUGAGCAUCCAUGGAGUCGACUUUGGUCUUUGGAAGAUCGGUGACAAGACAAGAACCCCCACGCCGGCGGGGAUGAAGAUCAUGACUAGUUUGAAUCAUACGGUUCAUUUCCACGUUCAUGAUGGAUUCCGCGCUGAUGAGCUGGUGUACAUUGAGGUGUCGUCGCCUUGGGCUAGAGAUGGUCGAGCGAUGGUCCAUUCGAGAAUUUUUGGCCGGGAUGGGAUGUUGAUUGCCACGUGUGUUCAAGAGGCAUUCUAUGUUUUCAAGGAGAACUCCAAGCUGUGA
Molecule: messenger RNA, 783 nt
Organism: Exophiala dermatitidis NIH/UT8656
Lineage: Eukaryota; Fungi; Ascomycota; Eurotiomycetes; Chaetothyriales; Herpotrichiellaceae
Product: palmitoyl-CoA hydrolase
Exons: 3
Coding region: 1-783 (260 amino acids)
Biological process (GO): acyl-CoA metabolic process; fatty acid catabolic process
Cellular component (GO): peroxisomal matrix
Molecular function (GO): fatty acyl-CoA hydrolase activity
Source: RefSeq, a predicted model, not a curated record